This is a messenger RNA of Magallana angulata, 1428 nucleotides long. RefSeq lists its product as uncharacterized. The record is from RefSeq and is a predicted model, not a curated record. The transcript is spliced from 3 exons. The coding region runs from base 140 to 1180 and encodes 346 amino acids. NCBI's taxonomy places the organism in Eukaryota, Metazoa, Mollusca, Bivalvia, Ostreida, Ostreidae.
GGAAGCCGGGAUUCGGUCGUAAACAACGACUUAUAGAUCACCGGUGACAUCAGCAAACUCCUCAUUAUACUCGUCUACUUGUUUCUAGCUUUGUUGCUAAUGCUUACUAAUUGGUAUUAAUGCUGUUAAGCUGCAGACCAUGGAUGCAUAUGGAAUAACGCUGAUGGUGAUUUUAUACAUUUCUGCCGGUAUAUUUAAAGGAACCGAAUCUGUCAUCUCUCCACUCCUGAAAUGGCCGCUACUGCCCAAUACGUGCAAGUAUGAAGUUUUGCAGUCGAACAUACACGAAGUUCAUCCAUUGUGUCGGUCCCUAGGGUUUGUGGCAGGUUACCCCAUUACCAGUGGCACCGACAAUGACAAGUCCGUGGAAAUCCAUGCUGGUUUCUUCUUUGACGUUGACGUUCCUAACGUCAAAAUCGACGUUUCCACUGAUUACGGGAUUUCUGUGUACGUCUACCCUCGGACAUCCGGUCCGGUAUUUGACUAUCUGUCGAAUGACGGAUCUUUCCAAAUGGCUGCCUGGAUAGAAAAUGGUUUAUUCAAAUCUUUCCGAAGAAUAACCAAAAGUCCCGAAUCCUACCUGGUCAACGAGAAUAUUAAUGAGGUCGUAUUCAAUAUGUGGCAAAAGUUUGGCGUCUCGGUGGAUACAAGCGGUAAAAAAUUAAUUACAAUUGUUGCCAAUAACUUGCAACUAGAUAAAGAUGAUCCAAAAAACCAGGAUCAAGGAGGCAGCGGCGACGACCUCAACCGACCCCUGAUCACUCCGGGAAAACUUCGUGUGGGGGGUAUGUUCAACGAGAGUGUACCGCGAACCUUUUCAGGAAUGGUUACCUGCAUAGGUCUUGUGCAACAUAAAGACUUGGACGUUCUCAUUGAUUGUGUUUCAAAAAACAGAUGGAAAUUUAAUGCCACCUUUGGUAACGAGGCCACUCAGUAUUCUGCCACGUUCAAAGGCGUGCGUCUUGGCGCCAUUCCAACUGCGUCGUUCAUACACCAAUCAGUGACAAAAUCGCCAAUCAUGUGCUCGGUCACGUGUUUAAGGGACUUCCAAACAUGUCGCUCUUUCACGCAUGAGAAGCAGUCUAAUACCUGUCUGUUGUAUCCUGAAAUAUACACUCUGGUAACUGACUUCACUCAGAUGGAUGGCUAUACUUAUUACAAGCUUGAAAGCUAUGUCUAAUGUGCUUUUUUGUACAAAUGUUGAUAAUCGCAACAAUAUUUGGCUUCUAGAACAUUGUUCCAUAAUCUCUGUAUUAUACGAACUACAUGUAUAUUACAGUCAUUUGUCUCGUAAAGAUGGAUCCUUAUGUACUGUCAUACUUACUUUUAUUCAACUCAUUUCGUGCAUUUACCAUAAAAUGACGCUAGAAACCCCCUCCCCAAAUUAAACUAGGAUUUUGUUUUACAGAGUGCUUCAUUAUGUCCGUU